Fusarium mangiferae is the source of this 231-nucleotide messenger RNA. RefSeq lists its product as uncharacterized. The transcript is spliced from 2 exons. Lineage: Eukaryota; Fungi; Ascomycota; Sordariomycetes; Hypocreales; Nectriaceae. The record is from RefSeq and is a predicted model, not a curated record. The coding region runs from base 1 to 231 and encodes 76 amino acids.
AUGCCUCGCAACGGAGACGGUUCUUCUGACAAUGGCCCUUUUGAGGCUGCCGACCACGACAUCGCCCACGGCGUUGGCAAGCCCGACUCUGACCGCGUCGACCGCGCUGACAAGACCGCCGACCUCCCCGAGGGCAAGGACGAGCAUGGCCAGGGUCUCCAGGACGCACCUGCCAGCGGAGGCCAGAGCCAGGGCAUCAAGCAGGGCAAGGACGUUGGACAGGGCAACUAG